Messenger RNA from Bolinopsis microptera, 949 nucleotides. RefSeq names its product ras-related protein Rac1-like. The transcript is spliced from 4 exons. Gene Ontology annotation, biological process: small GTPase-mediated signal transduction. NCBI's taxonomy places the organism in Eukaryota, Metazoa, Ctenophora, Tentaculata, Lobata, Bolinopsidae. Gene Ontology annotation, molecular function: GTP binding; GTPase activity. The record is from RefSeq and is a predicted model, not a curated record. The coding region runs from base 1 to 558 and encodes 185 amino acids.
AUGCGCACUCUUAAAUGUGUUGCUGUUGGUGAUGGGGCUGUGGGAAAAACAUGUCUGCUAAUCGUUUACAGUACUGCCUCUUUUCCUGGAGAGUAUGUCCCUACCAUUUUUGACAAUUACACGGUUAAUGUCGUUGUUGACGGAGAACCGAUUAAUCUAGGACUUUGGGACACUGCUGGGCAGGAAGAUUACGACAGAUUGAGGCCGCUAAGCUAUCCUGAUACUGAUGUAUUUUUGAUAUGUUAUUCCAUUGGAGCACCUGCAUCUCUUGCAAAUGUCGAAGAAUGCUGGAACAUGGAGGUGAGUCAUCAUCGCCCUUCAUCUCCUAAAAUCCUCGUUGGUACAAAAUGUGACCUCCGUGAUGAUCCAGGCUACACUGGCCCCACUGUUGCAACAGAGGAAGGAGCAAAAGUAAAGAAGAGAAUCAAGGCUGUAGAUCAUAUUGAAUGUUCUGCUUUAACUGGCGAAAAUUUGAAAACAGUUUUUGAUCGAGCAAUAAAAUCAGUGCUGAAUCCAACGACAGAAAAAAAGACCACACAAAAGUGCACCUUAUUAUGAGUUAAAAAGAGGACCAACUUUUUAGUACAGUAUAGUAGGGUUGUCAGCAUUAGGCAUGAUAUUGAUCUUGGGAUUAUUAAUGUUAUUGAUUGUUGAAUGUUUUAAGGAUAUCUCUUUUCUGAAUUUUAUUUUAUUUUUCAUCUUAAGAAAACGUAAAUCUGAUCAAACCAGAGAAGAGAAGCAAUAUGUAAUUUGUUUCCCACUUUGUAAUCCGUUUGUUUAUUCAGUCAGAAAUUUUCAAUUAUUAUUUGUAAUUCAAUUUUAAAGAUUUUAGUUUUCAGUGUUUAUAGUAAUGUUGUUAUAAUAUUGUUUGUAGCUUUCAAAUUAUUAUAUUAGUGUUUUGAUGACUUGAAUUUAAAGCUUUCCUUGGUGUUAUAACAUCCUGCCAUUU